GCACCGCUACCGCAGCACCCUCACGAAAAGCAGGGGCUCGGCCGCCACCCCUGAGGAGGCGGGGUCUGCCGCGGAGACUCCAUUUCCCAGCAUGCAGUGUGGCGGGGCGGGGCUCGGCGCUGCCCGGCGCGGGGAGCGGCGUACGGCGGCCGGGAGGGCGGCGGCCACGGCGGGAUGGAGUCGGUGGUCUUCAUCUUCUCGCUCAUUGACAACUGCGCUCUCAUCUUCCUCUCCGUCUACUUCAUAAUUACACUGUCAGAUUUGGAAUGCGACUACAUUAACGCUAGAUCAUGCUGCUCAAAACUCAAUAAAUGGGUGGUCCCUGAGGUGAUCGGCCAUGCUGUUGUAACUGUAUUAAUGCUUAUUUCAUUGCACUGGUUCAUCUUUCUCCUUAAUUUGCCCGUAGCAACAUGGAAUAUAUAUAGGUACAUUAUGGUGCCAAGUGGAAACAUGGGGGUAUUCGAUCCCACAGAGAUCCAUAACCGAGGACAACUGAAAUCGCACAUGAAGGAAGCCAUGAUCAAACUCGGCUUUCAUCUGCUCUGUUUCUUCAUGUACCUUUACAGUAUGAUUCUGGCUUUGAUAAAUGAUUGAGAAGUUGAAAAAGAACUAUUAGCUGCCAAAUUGGGUCAUCACUCCUGUGACUGGUUGUGGAGCGGCAGACACCUUGCGAACGUACCUAGAUCAGUGUCAUCAUGCAGUAUAUUUUUCCUCUUUGAACAAGAAGUAUUUUUCUGUAUUUUUAACAUAAAAUAUUUUCAAAAGACA
Molecule: messenger RNA, 768 nt
Organism: Columba livia (rock pigeon)
Lineage: Eukaryota; Metazoa; Chordata; Aves; Columbiformes; Columbidae
Gene: CNIH4
Product: cornichon family member 4
Exons: 5
Coding region: 175-594 (139 amino acids)
Biological process (GO): endoplasmic reticulum to Golgi vesicle-mediated transport
Cellular component (GO): COPII-coated ER to Golgi transport vesicle; endoplasmic reticulum membrane
Source: RefSeq, a predicted model, not a curated record